AUGGAUCCAUUACCAAAAAUUCGAUUACUAUUAAACGACAAAACAACUAGCGACUUAAUAAUUCGCGUUGAUGGAAAAAUUUAUUAUGCACAUAAAGUCAUUCUUUCAUUAAAAUCUGAAUGUUUUUGUAAAAUUUUUUCUGAAUAUAAAGGUAAAUAUUUUGAUUUUAGUUGUUCUAAAAAAUCUGUUCUUAGUGUGUGGUAUGAAUACAAAGAUGCCGUAACUCAUGAAACGAGAGAGAAUAGUGAAAAUAGCAAAAAUUAUUCAGUGACAAGAGAUCAAAGGAAAGUUGAGAUUUAUUAUGAUUAUGAAACUUUUGGUCAAUUUUUAGCAACUACUGAUGAAUUAUUCGCGAUCGCAUACUUAGCAAAAAAAUUUGGCGUACCUGGUUUAACAAACUUAACAGAUUCAUUGUUAAAAUUUCUUCCCAAAUCAUGGAAAUCAGACGAUAAUGUCUGGGAAGUUGGAUUGAUGGUUAGCAAAUGGUUAAACUUGGACCAAACUAAAUUAGCUAUUUUAAAAUUUUUGGUAAAUUGUUUAUCAAACGCUGAUGAUAAAAAUAAGACGGAAAGGAUUAUAAUGAGAUUGGGAAAAGAUGAUUUAAAGGAAGUUGAACGAUUAAUGAUGGAGAUUUAUGGAAAAUUGAAUGCAAAUGCAAUAGGACAAGAAAGCGAUGAUGAUAGUGAGGAUAGUGUAGAAUCAGAUUCUUCAAAAUCAGAGGCGUCGUGUGACACGACUAAAAUAGAAAAGCUAGGAAAUAACACGCAUAAAAAGGAAACUGCCAAAAAAGAUGACGAGUCUUCCAGUGAAUCAAGUGAUGA
This is a messenger RNA of Racocetra fulgida, 821 nucleotides long. Lineage: Eukaryota; Fungi; Glomeromycota; Glomeromycetes; Diversisporales; Gigasporaceae. The record is from the annotation of a GenBank genome assembly.